GGGGAAUUUGGUUCAGGAUCCGUGUAUGUGUGUGUGUGGUUUCAAGCUUCCCUGUUUCCCUUUGUUCCAUUCAACACAGAGGCUUUUGGGAUCCAUCUACAACAACUUCUACGGCUCAGUCCUGGAUAGAUCACAUCGACCUGAACUGUCCCGUCCGCCCCCCUUCGCACAAACCCACUGACCAAAACAAUCGGGUGAUAGCCUGGUCAAUAAUCCCCCUUGCCCCGCUCCUUCGGCCCCAAAACCGUCGCAUUUAACCCGGUCUGAUCGGCCUCUUAUUUGGUUCGAACACCAUUCUUACCUUCUUUUGAUCACUUGGCUUUGGACGUCGCUGCGAGCCAUGUCGGUAGACUUGAAUGAUCCAGAGAUACAGAGACUCCAGAGAGAGGUGUUGGAUCCUUCAAGCCAGACCACUUGGUUUCUAACGCAUUAUGACCCUUCAACAUCGUCGGUUCUCGUCCCGCUCGCAUCGGGAUCAUCCCCAUCCAUCUCUCGCAUAAGAGAUACGCUCGCUUCUACAACGGAGGAGCUGGUGUAUGGAUACGCCGAUGUCCAAGGGAAAGGAUUGAUCAUAGUGUACAUGAUAGAUGGAAUCAAUGGUGUCCGAAGGGCUCGAGCCGUGGUCCACUCUCGUGCAUUUGCGACCUUGUUCCAGGACUACUCUGCCCUCAUCACCAUUUCAACCGCUUCAGAGCUCACCGACGAGCUCGUAGCGGACAAACUUGGCCUACCGGAAGCUCACGAUGACAGAUCCAGCAGGAUGACAGGUCUGGUACCUGUUUCAUCCGGCCAUCCCAACCCUUCGGAUUUGCUCGAGCCAACUCGAUCUGUAUCAAGUUCGGGCCAGGGAGCUACCGUGUCGAACGAUGGCCAUUUGACAGACACCUCGACCGCUCAAUUCCACACGCCUACUUCCGGUGCACAGAUGGUCUUGCCUCCUUCUCCCCCUCCAGAACUUGGACCUCCAUUAGACCUAGAGUCAAGCAGAGCUCCACCUCAGGAUCAUUAUUCGAGGUCCAUUGAAGAUUCGGCACGGCCUAACGACCCUGCCACCUUUCCUACACAGCCGACUUCCAUCAAUCCUCAGCUUCAGCGUGACCUCGCUCUCGCAGCUGGUCACACCGAGCCCGAAGCGUCUUUGCCCCCUGCAUCUAUGAUUGGCGAUGAUCCGAGUCAUCCCAGCAACAUUACUCCUUCUGGUCAACCGGCUCCUCUUCCACUCGCAGACAGGCUUCAAAUCCACACCGUAUCCCCGUUAUCUGAUCGACUCCCUCCUCCUUCCGAACCCACGGUCAUACACCCUGACAGGCCUCUAGACCCAAAAGGUAUAUCCUCUACCGAUGUCUUUCCCGAACAGCGGAAUCGCAAGACCAGUCUAUCGUCUCGUCUUGGAUCACUCGGCGCGGCAUUCGGUCGAGGCAGCUCGACGUCUCCCAAAUCGCCUUCCGUGACGGUGUUCACACCUACAGAUUCGAACGGACAUAAUGGGAGCCCGCGAGAUGAUCAAUCGCCCUCCACUCGAUCCAACAAGAGCCCCGGAAGUCCCGGUAAGUCUCGAUUCUUCAGCUCCCAGCUCGUCAAGAAUUUUGGGAGGAGAGUAUCCGGGAACAGUACGCAUACGUCUUCUCCACCGACUACACCGAGGAUAGAUGAACGCGCUGCCGAAGACGCGGAUGCACCUCCGCCAUUGCCUCCGAAAGACUCGACGCCGUCUCCCCGCCGUUUCGGAAGUGGUCACGAACCCGCACCUGGUGCACAUUAUGGUACAGGACAGAACUAUAUCGGCACUCUACCUCUCUCGCCUCAAGCGGAUGGUCGCAGCAGACCAAGCAGCGCUGGUAGAGGUGAUGGUGGUGGGAUCUCACCUUCUCCUUCGGCGAAACUCGCCAUGACUGCGGCCAGUCAGAAGAGCGUCAAGACUGAGAUGGAGAUACAGGAACGAGUGAGGAAGGACAUGGAACUAAGAGAUCAGGAAAGGCUGGCGGACCAGCACGAUUUCGAACAAAACGUGACGGUAAUUGACAGAGGUUCGCACCUCGAGGACGGUGAAGAAGAGGAGGGAUUACCGUACGACCGACCUGAUCCGCGUGAGCCACCUUUAUCGGUAAAUGACAGGGCCCCUGAGAAGGAAGCAGCCCCACAUCAGGGUCUAAGUCCUAGCGAACUGGAACAGGCAACGGGAGUCAAGGAGAAGAUGACCGAAUUGAGUCUCGCCGAAGCUGGAGUCGCUGGACCUGGCGUGGGACUCGUCGCCGGGAGUCUGGUGUCGGGACAAGCAGCUGACGACGGAGAUAGACGCAUGAAAGAAGAGGAGGAGCGUCUCAAGGCAGAGGAGCAACGUGUCGCUCAGGAAGAAGAACGAGUAGCCGAAGAACGCGAGCGAUUGGCCCAAGAAGAAAAGCGAGUGGCAGAGGAACGAGCGAGAUUGGACCGGGAGGAGGAAGAGCUGCGAGUCAAGGAGGAGCAAGAACAUUUUGCGAGGGAGGAACAGGCUCGAUGGGCAGAGGAAGAAAGGUUGAGGAAGAUUGAAGAGGAAAGGAGGAUACAGGCCGAGAAAGAGGCGGAGGAGCAGAGGCUCAAAGCGGAGCAAGAGGAGCUGGAGCGACAACGUAAAGCUCAAGUGAGAGAGAGUAUGGUCAGAGGCAAGCAAAACGGAGGAAUCAUGUUGAGCGGGUGGAUCACGGUGCAGACGAUGAAAUCCCCGACGUGGCGGAGGAGACAUUUCAACCUGUACAAGGACAAACUGGAUCUAUUCAAGUCGGAAGUGGACCCUGCACCUAUCCAGACCAUCCACCUAGGGAACGAUGCCAAGGUCUCUCAUACCUAUGAAGAAUCUCAAGUUCAGGAGAGUUUUAAAAUCACCGCUGGGGAUGGAGAGCCCUAUUUCCUCUUUACAGAUGGACAUGAGGAUCGCGAGACGGUCCUGGAAGGACUUGCGCUGGCUAUGGAGAGAGCCUGAGUGUAUGACAUAUGUAGCUAUAUAAUGCAGAUCGUUCGCGCCGG
This is a messenger RNA of Kockovaella imperatae, 3003 nucleotides long. RefSeq lists its product as hypothetical. The record is from RefSeq and is a predicted model, not a curated record. Gene Ontology annotation, molecular function: actin binding. The transcript has 7 exons. Bases 341 to 2959 code for a protein of 872 amino acids. NCBI's taxonomy places the organism in Eukaryota, Fungi, Basidiomycota, Tremellomycetes, Tremellales, Cuniculitremaceae.